UUUAAUACAAGGGAUAAGAAUGUGAUUAAAAGCAUCCCUUUUAGUGUGAGAGAGGUAUCGGACAGGAGGAUUUGAAGGUGGGAAGUAAAUGGCAGAUUCUCUGUUCGAAGCUGUUAUCGGAGAUUAUAGGUGAAGCUCAUCCCGACGGGUGGUUAGGGUGGACGGAGUUUUGGAAUUGGAAACUUCCACCCAAAAAAAAAUCUUUUUUCUGGCAACUUUGUACAGACAACCUGCCAACCACGAGGAACUUACGUCGGCGGAGGGUAAACUACGUGGAGAGAUGUGGUUUGUGCGGUGCAAAUGAUGAAUCAUGUCUCCAUCUAUUUGUCAGAUGCCCGGUGGCUGUUGAGGGCUGGGUUUCUGUUGGAUUGGGUUCAAUUGGAGCUGCAGGGAUGAGUUUCUUACACUGGCUGGAGGGGUUUUUUUUUACGAGGAAAGCAGAGUUGGAGACUGUUGUGUGGGGAUGCUGGGGGCUGUGGGCGGAGAGAAAUGCACGGAUUUGGCAGCAGACCAUGCUGAGUGCUCCUCAGGUUAUGCGCAAGUCCAGGUGCUAUGUAGAGGGUUGGCUCCAGGCACAGAAGCUAGGGAAUUCUGGAGACAUCAGGAGGGAAGAAGGAGUUGUGCUUUGUCGGCUUCCGUCGUCGGGCUGGCAGAAACUAAAUAUUGAUGCAGCUCGGAACCAGAACGGGAGCGGAUAUGGCUGGGUGCUUCGUAAUGACCAUGGAGAGUUUGUGGGGGAGGGGCAAAACCCGGUUUAGGCAGCUGCUCAUCUAUAGAGGCGGAAUUAUUGAGCAUCCCGGAAGCUCUGAGCUGGGUGGGAUUUCAUAGAGGUUGAAUUUGAUGCUUCUCAAGUUAUCUCGGAGAUUCAGAAUGGGUCAAGUCUGGCUGCAAUUGGUAUUCUAGCUGAGGAUAUUCGUCAUUUUAGUCAAAGGUUUUCUAAUAUUUCCUUUACUUUCGUUAGACGUUCAGCGAACAAGGUUGCUUAUGCAUCGGCUAGAGUAGCUAGUUCUUUGUCUGGAGGUCGCAUAUGGUUGGGUGUUCCCCCAAAUUGUAUUCGUGAUGUUUGUGCCAAGUAGAUUAUUUUCCUUCAAAAA
This is a messenger RNA of Cuscuta epithymum, 1094 nucleotides long. The record is from the annotation of a GenBank genome assembly. Lineage: Eukaryota; Viridiplantae; Streptophyta; Magnoliopsida; Solanales; Convolvulaceae.